AUGUCGGGCUUUCUGGACUCAAUGAAACAGGAUUCAAGCUCAUCUUCGUAUUCAUUGUUUGGACAAACACAGUAUCCCGAGAGCGUUGCAUUCUGGCACGAUCCAUCCGCGGCACAGACGAUCUUAGUGCCCCCGUCAUAUACAACCCCCCAGAAACAAGCUCUGUUCCAACCUCUCUCGGACCAGAAGAAGCAUAAGCGCACCCGGAGCGGCUGCUUUACCUGCCGUUCGCGCCGGAUCAAGUGCGACGAGAACCGUCCACUAUGUGAACGGUGUAGGAAAGGGAGCCGCGAUUGUGUCUAUCCCUCACCCACGUCAUCCUCGUCCGCAUCCUCCAAGGCUAGCUCACGCAAUACAGCUAAGUCGCGCGCUGGUCGCCCGCAGUCUCGCGGCAGCGAUUCAUCUGCGAAGGUAGACUCCGAGACUCUUAGCCCAUUGCAGCCCAUCAUCGACGAAGAGGAACCCGACAGUGCCGUAUCCAAAUCCCGACCGUCGCCAGCAAGCGCCACAACCACAUCACAACCGGAUCUGCGUAAGAGUCAAAGUGCACAAUCGCUUCAGAAUCACAAUGCAAGGGCCACGUCCGACGCUAGUCCUUACAUCAAAGAACAGAGUAGUUCGCCAUCGACUGAAUCACCGCGCUUUGAGUCGAUGAGCGUGCGCUCGGGCAGCCUUGGACAUUCCACAACAGAAUUGCUCAACAAUGCGCGCUUACCGGACGAUUUGCAAUUUUAUUUAAAUUUCCACCAGGAUUUUAUGACUCCUCCACAUUUCUUCUUGAGACAGGGUUCCUCCAAUUUCAUCCAUCACGGCCUUAUUGAACUUGCCUUGCAAUAUGAGCCUCUCCUCUACUCCCUGGUGGCCUUUUCGGCCUACCAUCAUUGUUUACACAGCCCUGGGGGAAAGCUCUAUACAUUUUUGAAAUACUAUAAUAAAGCAUUGGUUCUCCUCCGGAAAUCAUUGGGUUCUGGAGAGGAGCACAGUGAGGCUACACUGUGUACCGUCCUUGUCCUGACAACAUUCGAGGUGUGUUCCCUCCCCCCCCCCGGUGACUACUGCGCCGACCUUUUUCUAACUUUGGUGCACUCACAGGAAUACAUUGGAGAUUGGAUGAACCUGAUUGAUCACCACCAGGCAGCACAUGCAUUUAUGCUAGAGCUAAUAACACCGGAGUCUGCCAACGUGAACGAGCUACACACCAAUAUCUUCUUAUGGUACUCGCGCUUCGAUGUGAUCGUGGGGAUUUUGGCCGGGACCGAAACAGUUCUCGGUCGAGAUUGGUACCUUGCAAAGGAGCAGUAUGAUGCUGAGCAAGCUGCUAUCUAUCCGGAUGAUCCAUCUAAACAACUCGCCCAUGUGGCAUCAAUCAAUCGACGCUUCGGCUUGGAUAUGGCUUCCCUUUAUGCGAAGUUAUCUCGCGGAAUGAUAUCAAUGGAACAAUUCGCCAUCCAGAACGAACACCUUGGCCAAUGGCUUGAGCAGGCCAAGAUGAUUCUCAGGACAUUCGAUAACUACGAAUACAAAGUGCAACACUACCCACAGAAGCAACCCUUGACCGAAGAUGACGUUGUCGAUCCAUACGUGCCAGGUAUCUUGUAUCGAGGUCCCUUGUGGGAUAUCAAUUAUGCUUGGAUCGACAUUCUCGCCACCGAGACAAUGUACAAGUUCCAGACCAUGCAAGUCCUGCAACAGCCUUUGCUUCAGGAUUUGCAUGAAUUGUCCAAGGAGCAGUGUCGUCUAAUCGAGACAAUGAUUCGUUGGCCCUACAAGGAAACCGGAUAUUGCCUCAAUUUUAAAAACAGCAUCGGCAUGAUAGGCAUGUUUCUUCCCAGAGAGCAUAAGUAUCAAAUGUGGGCCCGUCGCAGAUUAGCGUUGUUAGAGCAACAUGGGUACAUCAUCGUCCCUAGUUUCCGCACCGGGCUCGCUACCAUCUGGCAAGUCCCAGAGGUCAACCAUUGGUGGCUCCCUAAUGAUGAAGGGUAUACAAGCAUUGUCCGCGAAAUUCGUUCCUUGACCGAGGAACGCUCAUCGCAGACACGCGAUGAGAAGCGCGAAGCUGUUCGUGAUAUGAAGUCUAUGUUCGGGAAGUUGAAUCUCGAUGAAACCGACGACGACAAGAGCCCUUUAUAG
Messenger RNA from Penicillium expansum, 2130 nucleotides. RefSeq names its product Zn(II)2Cys6 transcription factor domain-containing protein. Gene Ontology annotation, molecular function: DNA-binding transcription factor activity, RNA polymerase II-specific; transcription cis-regulatory region binding; zinc ion binding. Bases 1 to 2130 code for a protein of 709 amino acids. The record is from RefSeq and is a predicted model, not a curated record. NCBI's taxonomy places the organism in Eukaryota, Fungi, Ascomycota, Eurotiomycetes, Eurotiales, Aspergillaceae. Gene Ontology annotation, biological process: positive regulation of transcription by RNA polymerase II. The transcript is spliced from 2 exons. Gene Ontology annotation, cellular component: nucleus.